Molecule: messenger RNA, 2560 nt
Organism: Ictalurus furcatus (blue catfish)
Lineage: Eukaryota; Metazoa; Chordata; Actinopteri; Siluriformes; Ictaluridae
Gene: prkg1l
Product: protein kinase cGMP-dependent 1, like
Exons: 18
Coding region: 119-2233 (704 amino acids)
Biological process (GO): protein phosphorylation
Molecular function (GO): cGMP-dependent protein kinase activity; ATP binding
Source: RefSeq, a predicted model, not a curated record
AGAGAGAGAGAGAGAGAGAGAGACAGAGAGAGAGAGAGACAGAGAGAGAGAGAGAGGGGGGGACUUCCUAUAUGUUUACCAAUCCAUUACUGAUACAUUCUUGUUAGCCUGAGACACCAUGGGUACUCUCAGAGAUCUUCAGUUUGCGCUCCAGUUGAAGAUCGAAGAGCUGCGUCAAAGAGACGCUCUGAUCGACGAACUCGAGCUGGAGCUUGACACCAAAGACGAUCUCAUCCGGCGUCUGCAGGGUGAGCUCGACCGCCUGAGGGUUACUCUCAGCGCUCCCGGAUCUGCCACAGGUACCUCAGGGCAACACUGUGCUUCAUCUGUAAGGAUGAAGAGAAGAUCAGUUAUUACAGAGCCUACAAACCUGGACCCAAAUCUGAUCUUACAGAAUCCUCCCAUGAGCCACAGCAAGAACCAGGAGUCUCAGCGAGUGAUUGAGGCGGCGCUAAGGGAGAACGAGUGGCUGAAGUAUGUAGGGAGCGAGUUAUCAGACCUAGUAGAUUGUGCGUACCCAACGACGGCCGCCCAGGGAGCCCGACUCGUUCAAGAGGGCGAUGAGGCGUCUCAAUCCUUCAUCCUAGAAGAGGGAAAACUCGAGGUAUCCAGAGCUGGCCAGAAGCUGCACAUUAUUGAAGCUGGAACACUCUUUGGAGAGCUGGCCCUGCUUUACAACUACACCUGCUCUUCUACUGUUACAGCACUGGCGAGCAGUAAGCUGUGGGUGAUCGAGCGUCAGACAUUUCAGAGAGUCAUGCAGAGGAGCAGCGUUCUCCGCAUCACUCAGUCUGUGGAUGUUCUCCGCAGUGUGCCAUUGCUCUGCACCUUACCAGAGGAUAAUCUCAUUAAAAUCUCAGCUGCUCUGCAAGAGUGUCAUUACAGCGAUGGUGACUACGUUGUGAGACAUGGCGCUCCCGGAGAUAUCUUCUUCAUCGUGAGCAGUGGCCAGCUGCGAGUGUUGGAGAGGCGCUCGGUCAGUGAGGACAGUGUGUGUGUGUCCAUCCUCUCCAGAGGAGACAGCUUCGGGGAUAGAGCUCUGAAAGGAGAGGUAUCUAGGUCUUUGAGUGUUGUUUCUGCAGGUGAUGCCACAUGUCUGGUCAUAAACAGACAGACUGUCAUGAGGUUUACAGGAGCAUCUGUAGACAUAAAGGAGAAUGGAAGCAAUGAGGCAAAAGCCAGGACUGCAGACGGAGGUGACGGACUAUGCCAUGUCUCACUCCGUGACGUUCAGGUGCUGUGUAAUGUCGGAGAAGGACAGUACAGCCACACACAACUGGUCCAUUUGAAGAAUGACACCAGUCGUGUGUUCGUGCUGAAGGUCAUAAGUAAACAUGCUUUAGUGAGCUCAGGCAACAGAGCACGCAUCCUCGCCGAAAAACAAAUCCUGAUGGACGCCCGCUGUCCUUUCAUUGUCAGGUUGUAUCGUACCUUUAGAGACGCAAAGUGCCUCUACAUGUUGAAGGAGGCGUGUUUGGGUGGAGAUCUGUGGACUUUGCUAAGACAGAGGGGUCCGUUUGAUGACAAUGCAGCCCGUUUCUAUACAACCUGUGUUCUGGAGGCUUUGAGAUUCCUCCAUGGCCAAGGCAUCAUCCACAGAGACCUGAAACCAGAGAACGUGCUGCUGGAUCAGAAAGGAUAUGCCAAACUGGCAGGCUUCGGCUCUGCUAAGCUGCUUGGUUCUCUCCGGAGAACCUGGUCAUUCUGUGGCUCAGCAGCUUACCAGGCUCCAGAGAUCAUACUGCACAAGGGUCACGGUACGCUGGCAGAUUUCUGGGCUUUAGGAGUCUUUGUAUAUGAAUUACUCAGUGGCAGUCCUCCAUUCUCAGGCCCAGAUCUGCUAAAGAUCUGUGCAGCGGUUUUGAAGGGAAUCGAUGCCGUAGAGUUCCCAGAGGCCAUCAGCAACCCUGCGGCUGAUUUCAUCAAACAGAUCUGCAGGGAGAAUCCCACAGAGAGACUGGGCCAGAGGAAUGGGGUCAGAGACAUCCAAGCACACAAGUGGUUUGAAGGAUUUGAUUGGGAUGCUGUGUGUAAAGGCUCACACACUCCACCUAUAUUACCACAUGUAAGAACAGCAGAGCGCGCACGCUUUGAAAUGAUUCAUAGCAUUGUUAUCGCAUCACCCUGCUGUUUUCAUUUCUUGCAGGUCCAAGACUUUUUGGAUCAUUCCUGCAGUGAGAAUCACACUGAUUCAACGCCAGUAGAUGACUCAGACUGGGACAAAGACUUUUGAUCUGUCCAUUGGUCAGACGUUACAUGAUGGAUUAUGUGAAAAGACUGUUAUGAAAAAACAUUUUCAGUUAAUGGAAUUUUUAGCCAGUCAGAUACGGACCUUAAAUGUAAUACACGAGAAUAUAAAUUCUUUUCUAUCCGACUACAUCUAAUUAUCCUCUGUUUCUGUGAUUUGGGAUAAGUUAUCUGUUAUCGUCCUACUAAAUCUGUUAAAUGUGAAAUUAAAGCUGACGCACAAUUAGUUCCUUUAUGAAAGGGUUAAACAGGUCACUGUGCUUCAUUACGUUUUCAUUUGAUUAGAAAAAGCUGCUAAAUAAAGCAGGUUAAA